Rotaria sp. Silwood2 is the source of this 489-nucleotide messenger RNA. Lineage: Eukaryota; Metazoa; Rotifera; Eurotatoria; Philodinida; Philodinidae. The record is from the annotation of a GenBank genome assembly.
AUGCCAUUUACAAUGGUCACAAAUUUUAUUCAUGAAUCUGGACACAAUGAACCAAAACGAAUUGUUUUUAUGCCUGGUCUUAUUGAAUUUUCAGAGAAAAGAAUAGGAUUUAAUGCUCAUAUCGAUAUAGCACCAUCAAAUCAAACUUAUUCGGGAUUAAUUCAAGCUGUAGCUAACGGUGAGCAAGGUAAUGAAACAUUAGAAAAUCGAUCUAUAUUAUCUCAGUUGACAUUGAGUGUUUGGUAUUCUUUUGGUAACAUGGUUGGAUACGAUGUUGAUUUUGAUGUUAAUACAGCUGCUGGACGCUUAUUAACUGCUAAUUUAGCAUUUGAUCUAAUAAUAGCAAAAUCAAAAUAUAUUAUUUCGGCUAUCGAUGAUGUCAAAAGUGGAAAAAUUCCAUUUAAUCGUAGUGAUAUUCCUAUUAAUACAUCCGUUGAAGAUUAUUAUUUAAUAUCAAUAUCUAGAGGAAUUCGAAGGUUCUAUUUAUGA